AUGGACCUUUGCAUGCUGUCUUACAAACGACAAUUCAGGGAAGAAAGAAAAGUAACUGAGAGCGACAAGAGAACGUUCGCGAUGGUUUUCGAGAAGUGUGACGAGGACAGGAAAGGGUACCUCAACAGACAGGAUCUGAAGAUGGCAGUGGUCAUGCUAUUCGGGUACAAGCCAUCGAAGUCGGAAACCAACUUGCUCAUGGAUCAUGCUCUGCGUGCUAAUUUACCAGGUGUCCCAUUGGAUUUGUUUGUGUCUCUCAUGGGAAUGAAGUUGUCAGCGGAGGAUCGGUACGACAAGGCGCGGCAGAUCUUCAACGCGUUUGAUGUGCGCUGUCGAGGCUUUCUGACGAUGGAGGACUUCAAAAGGGCCUUCGCCCGGGCUGCCCCCCGUCUGCCGGAGAGAACGGUGCAGGAGGCGUUCCGGGAGGUGGACCAAGAUUCAGAUGGCCAUGUCAGCUUCAAGGACUUUGAGUGUGUCAUGAGCUACGCAGAAGCCAACCUCUAGCUGCUGAGCAACUG
Molecule: messenger RNA, 518 nt
Organism: Megalops cyprinoides (Indo-Pacific tarpon)
Lineage: Eukaryota; Metazoa; Chordata; Actinopteri; Elopiformes; Megalopidae
Gene: efcab11
Product: EF-hand calcium binding domain 11
Exons: 7
Coding region: 1-504 (167 amino acids)
Cellular component (GO): cytoplasm
Molecular function (GO): calcium ion binding
Source: RefSeq, a predicted model, not a curated record